AUUCUCCGUCUCCAAGUUUUUUUUUUCUCUCUCUCUUUGUCGCCGUUAGCUUGAGGCGGCGAGGAGCUCGACGACGUGGAGGACAUGGUGGCGAAGCGCGGCGCCGGCGCUUGUGCCCUCUCCUGGGAUGAGGAGGGCGAGGUGUCCCGCGGCGAGAAGAGGAGGAGGGCGGAUGGGGAUGGCUCGUCGGACGUUGGCGGCGGCGGCGGCAUAGGGGCGUUCGACGCGCUGCACGACGAGCUGGUCGUGUCCAUCCUCGCCGACGUGGCCGCCUCCGCCGGCUCGCCGGCUGACCUCGCCGCCGCCAUGCUCACGUGCAGGAGAUUCAGGGAGCUGGGGAAGCACGGGCUGGUGCUCGCCCGGGCCUCGCCGUCGGCCGUCGCCGUGCGCGCCGCGGCAUGGUGCGACGACGCGCACCGCUUCCUCGUCCGUUGCGCGGAAGCCGGAAACGUCGAAGCCUCCUACCUUCUCGGCAUGAUCAUGUUCUACUGCUUCGAGAAUCGCAAGCUGGGGGCGGAGCUGCUCGGCGCGGCGGCGCGGCGCGGGCACGGCGAGGCGCUCUACUCGAUGGCGAUCAUCCAGUUCAACGGCAGCGGCCUCCCCAAGGACGGGCGCAACCUCCAGGCUGGUGCCCAGCUGUGCGCGCGCGCCGCGUCGCGCGGCCACACCGACGCGCUCCGCGAGCUCGGCCACUGCGUCUCGGACGGCUACGGCGUCCGCCGCUCCCUCUCCGGCGGGCGGCGCCUCCUCAUCCAGGCCAACUUCCGCGAGCUGUGCGCCGCGGUGGCGAACGGCGGGGCCAGGUUCGCCGCGGCGCUGGGGCGCAGCGGCGAGUGCAAGCCGCCGGGCCCGCACAUGUGCCUCCUGAGCGACUACGGGUGCCACGUCGCCGGCGCGGCGGGGCGGCGCGCGCACGCGGCGAACGCGUUCCUGGCCGGGUGGUACGCGUCGCGGCCGCUGGCGUCCGGCGCCGGCGCCGCGGCGCUCCGGAUGUGCUCGCAGCCCACCUGCGGGCGGCCGGAGACGCGGAAGCACGAGUUCCGGCGGUGCUCCGUGUGCAGCGGGGUGAUCUACUGCUCCCGCGCGUGCCAGGCGAUGCACUGGAAGGUGGCGCACAAGAGCGCGUGCGUGCCGAUGGCGCACUGGCUCGUCGCCGCCAACGCCGGCGCCGGCAAUGCGGUCGGGGCCGCGGCGGCGGCGGCGGCGCAGAUGGCGAUGCCGUGACCCGCGGCGACACCGCGUCCGGGAGCGUGUGGUGGUCGUAGCUCGCCAUCUCCGGGAUGCUCGCUUGUGUUUCCUCUGCUCCACCGUCUUUGCGUCUUUAGAUUAUCGCUCAUUAAUUUACUUUCCUGUACUUAGUUCCUUGUUAGUGUUUUAAGUUAAGCCAAGCCUUUUUGAGAGGGAGAGAGAACUAGUAGCAACUCUUAUGUUAAUUUCCUUUUUUUUUAGUUUUGAGUAUUAUGUUUCUUCUUGUUUUUGUACAUCGGUAAUCAAGUUUUCAUCAAAUCUACGAUGAAACAAAAACCAAACAAGUUUUUGAA
Molecule: messenger RNA, 1541 nt
Organism: Oryza sativa Japonica Group (Japanese rice)
Lineage: Eukaryota; Viridiplantae; Streptophyta; Magnoliopsida; Poales; Poaceae
Product: F-box protein At5g50450
Molecular function (GO): protein binding
Source: RefSeq, a predicted model, not a curated record